AUGGUCUUUGACGACGGGGGCUUGAAGCCUGUCAGCGGUCCCAUUGUCUGCUUCGAGGCGGCGGCGAGCGACGACCACGGCGACCACGCACCAAUCGUCAUCAAGAAGACGAUCGCGCCCACCGCAUCGAAGGGCGGCGGGGCGUUGAAGCCGACUUCCCGGAAGCAGACUUCGGGGGCCUUCCCGCCCAACACGCUGUUCCGACUCAAGGAGACCAAGCGCGCCGGCAGCUGGCUCGCGCCAGACGGCGUGACGAGGCCGAAGGUCGACCUUCUCGUCGUCACGGCGACCUUUAGGGCGCCGAAGCGGCUCAGCAGCUCGAGCGGCUCCGGCGGCGGCAAGAUGGCGGAGCUGCCCGUCUCUUUGCAGUACGCGUCGUCGCGCAAGGCGUUUGUCAAGGGCCUCGACGACAUCAUCGAGCGGCCGCUGCUCACGCUCGAGCAGGAGUUUAUGCGAGACUACUCCUGGACGGACUUCAAGGACGUCAUGUACACGCUGCGCGAGGAGUGGGAGUACGUCAACGGGGAAGCCGUCCCCGCCGCUGACAAGACGCGCGGCACGCGCGACGAGAAAAACGGCGGCAUGUCCGUGGUGCAGUUUUGCGAUCGCAUUAACGCGCGCAUUGCAGAGCGGCGCGAGAAGCUGAAGCAGAUAAGCCCGGACACGCCGAUGCCGAGCGAGGCCAACGCCUUCCUGACGCGCGAGGAGGUGCUCGCGGUGCGGCUGUACACUGGCCCAGCCUACCAGCCCAUAAACCGCUUCCUGCGCGAGAUCGGCAACAAUUCCGGCGGCUUCCGCCGGCUCAUUGCGACGCACCCGGCGGCGACCUUCACCGCCACUGUGGCGCACCUCUGCCGCGCCAUCCGCAAGCUCUCCGCCAUCACGCUGCCAGAGGAGGCGGAAAAGCCUCUCUACCGUGGCGUGCGCGGCGAGCUGCCAUACUCGUUUUGGGUGCGGGGCGAGCUCGGCAUGGUCUGUGCCACGGACACCGCCUUCAUGUCCACUUCCCGCAACCGCGCGACGCCUUUGAUGUACAUGGACGAGAAUGGCCCGAACGUGCUGUGGAGCCUCCGCCCGUCAUGCGAGGGAGACACGGGCUUCCACCACGGCGCCGACAUCUCGCUGCUCUCGCAGUUUGCCGGCGAGGAGGAGGUGCUCUUCCCGCCGUGCACCAUGCUGCAGGUUCUCGAGCAGAAGGACUCGCCUGCAGUGACAGCAGAAGACAAAAAGGCGGCAUGGAAGGCCACAAAGCAAAAGACCAACUCGCGUUUCUCGACCGAAGCGGUGCUAGCGGGCGCCCCGUCCGGCAGCGGCGGAAAGCCGGGGCCAUCCAGAGCCAAGGCGAGCUCCACGGAGGAGCUUGCCAACCAGCUGCGCGAGUACAAGGAGGAGUCUGUGGAGGGCAAGCCGAAUAAGCCAAAGGUGGUGUAUUACGAGAUCCGGGUCAUGCCGACGUUUGUAUGAAGAUUUAGUUGCAGUUGGAUGUUUUGCCUUUUUGAUGUUUUUAGUUGAAACACAUAAAGUACAGGC
This is a messenger RNA of Emiliania huxleyi CCMP1516, 1530 nucleotides long. RefSeq lists its product as hypothetical. Lineage: Eukaryota; Haptophyta; Isochrysidales; Noelaerhabdaceae. The transcript has a single exon. The record is from RefSeq and is a predicted model, not a curated record. Gene Ontology annotation, molecular function: NAD+-protein-arginine ADP-ribosyltransferase activity. Bases 1 to 1464 code for a protein of 487 amino acids.